AUGCGGUCUGGGGGCUUCGGUCAAGGGAGAGGUAGUGGUCGUACUGCUCCAACAAGCGGUGCGCCGCGAACGAGUAGUGCGAAUGUAGCGACUGCCGUUGUAACCAAGGCAGCACUUUCCGUGAGGUCCAGCGGCACUGAAGAUGUUCCGUCAAGGCGGUCAACUGUCGGCUGGUUUGCAUCGUUUCUCAUUGGCUCGCUGAUGGGAGGGAUCCUAACCGCAACCAUAGUUCCCGCCGUCUUACCUCCAUCCCCUUCCCCUGGCAAAACAACCACCGCUUUCUCCUCCCCAAUCGCUUUCAUACCCACCGCUGCCACAACUGCUGCUGCUGCUGAUGGCGUUUCCAUGCCCGUGUCAGCAUCUGCUGAUGCUGCCAACGUGGCAACAGCUGCUGCAGUGACGGCUGACGUGGCCGCUGACGUGGACGCUGCCAGCAAUGCCACGUGGAGAGGUGACGUGGCAGGCGUUCAGGCAGAGGCAGAGGAGCUGCUGGCGCGGAACACGGAGCUGCGCCGUGCGCUGGGGAAGCUGCGGCAGACGGUGAUGCUGGAAGCACGGACGCGCAUGGCCCAGCUGAAAACCAUUCUCAAGGAGAUCAAAUUGGUGCAGGAUCAGCGCGCCCUGACCUACUAUGUGGACGACAGGCACCUGCCAUCACCCCCGUCCGAGCUGAGGGAGAUUGCUGCUCUGACUGCGAGGCGGCGACCAGACGUGGACGCAAAAGACGAGGAGCUCGUGGCGCGAGCACAGGUGCGAGUGGUGUCUCUGAGGGAAGAGAUAGAGCGAGCCGUGCAUGCUGACUUGCGCCUCAGCUUCUCGCGCUGCGCUGCUGCACUGCAGCUCACGCAAGAGGCCCAGCAGGCGCACACACAAGCCAUGCAAGCAUACAUGGCAGCACAUGCCACACUCUCCCUCCGCCUCGUGGCGUUAACAGUGCUCAAGCAACCGGGGAGCGGAGAGAAGCUGCAGCGACUGAGAGAGCAACCCAACCUGCUGUCCUCUCCUGCUGCUAGGAACGCCUUCCUCUCGUCCCUCGAUGCACCCGCAGAAGCAUCACUGUGGUCAGACCUCCUCUUCUCCGCGUCCCACUUCCCCUCCGUAUUCCUCUCUACCGACCACCACCCCUCACUCGUCUCAACCAUGCAAAGCUUAGUUAACUCCCAAAACAACACAGUUCUGGCACUUAAACUGCGCACCGACCACGCUGCUGCUGCAGUGAAGGAAGCCAAGGGGAAGCUUCCUGAGCUCUGCCACGUCAGCGCCUCCUGGGUGAGCCCCGAGGGUGCUGACGUGUCUCCGUGCGCUCUGGCCGACUGGAUAUCGGAAGAAGAGCGAGGAGGAAAGAACGGGACGAGCAAGGACAGCAGAGGGGCAGAAGGAGGAGUAGGUAUGGCGAAAGGCAAUGAACGAAAGGGAGAGGGUGUUGAUGGUGGGGGCAAAGGCAAAGAGUUGGAUCCUGUAAUAGAAUCAGACUCAAGAGAAUCAGACUCAGGAGAAUUAGACUCAAGAGAAUCAGACUCAGGAGAAUCAGACUCAAGAGAAUCAGACUCCCUAUCAGGGCCCUUAGCCCCCUCUGCUCUGUGGCGACAACCCCUAUGGGACCUCUCAUUCCCCACCCAACCCUCGGCCUUCCCCACUUUUCCUCGCUCCUACGCCUUCAAUGCUCCUGCCUCGUCCCCAUUCUCCUCCUCUCCUUCCUCCUCAUUCUCCUCCUUACUCUCGUCGGCGUCUCAAUCGCCAACUACGGAUAGAGCAUCUGUAGCAGGGCAAUCCGCCGUUGCUGCUACAAGCGCUGCUACAGGUGCUGCUACAGGUGAUGCUCACACCCACUCUCAUUCAGCCGAAGGUCCAGGCUCAUCCACUGAAUCUGCCACGUCAGCAGCCGCCACGUCAGCAGCUGCAGUGAACAUCUCCUUCCUGAUCUACACAUCGCCGCCCACCACAGCCGCGCUGGACCUCGUCUCCAAGCUGUACGAGUGCACGCACGGGCGGCUCAGGGCGGGCAGCAUAGGCGGGCGGCUGGGGGGACUCACAUCUGAAGCCCUUGUGUUACUAGAUGGCCCCUCCAUUCCCCUGCACCAGGCCUCUGCCAUGGUCCGCCAUGGGAAAUCGGCGGGGGGUGGGAGCGGCAGUGGGGAUAACAGCAGCAACAGCGGUGAUGGUGGCAGUGGUAGCAGUGGCAGCAGCAAUAGCAGUGGCAGUGGAAGCAGCAGCAGCGAAGGCAUACCAGGCACGGUGCCAGGGUUUGAGAAGUACUACAACCCUGCGGAUUGGAUCCGAGCCACCCGCCGAACCUCCCCAGGCUCGUUCCUCACGCACAUCCUCGCCCCAUCCCGUAUGGGCUCCGCUCGAGCCUACAACCUCCUCUCCCUCCUCGCCCGCGGCUCCGUCCUCAUUCUCCUCGCCGGCGGCGAUCUGCCGCCCGACUCCUCAUUCUCCUGCGACUGGGCAGCGAAUCUCGUCGCGCCUUUCUCGGCCUGGCCCCGGCUGGGGAUUGCAGGGCAUUCCAUGGGGAAGAUGGGGCUGAGGAACGAUCCAGGAAGCCUGCAGCUGGGGGAGGUGCGGAAUGCGGGGGAUCAGUUUUGGAACAGGUUGAGAGAUCCGGUGACAGGAGUGAGGAUGAGUUUUGUGCUUGGGACGGUGACAGGGCCGAUGGCGGCGAGACGAGACGUGUUCGUGAAGGUUGGGGGGUUCAGUGCGAUUGAUGGAGGUAUAGAUGCGCUAUCGGAUUGGGACCUCUGCCAACAAGUGUGGCUCUCAGGCCAUCAGGUUGCGUUGGUGUAUCAAGAGCCCGAGCUUCGCUUUAGAUCAACGGAUGAAUUGACCAGAAGCCGUGAAAUGGCACGCUCAACCGAGUUAUGGUCUCCUGACCAUUCCGUGAUCCAUCCAAACCUCACAGACAGAAUUAUUUCUGAACCUAAGUUCCCGGCUCGGAUAGGCGGCCUAUCGUGGAAUGACGACGGCGAUGACUCAGACUCGGAUUCGCCCGAGUCGGAGGCGGGAUCCAUGGGAAGCGGCGUGGGCCUCUUAGGAGGCUCGGGCGAAAUUCCCCGCUCUGAAAGCUCCGCCUGGAAAGCCAGCCGCGGGGGAAGCGCAGGCGGAGGAGGGGAGAGAAGCGGGAGUUUAUUUGGUGGUGCUGGUGACAUAGCCGGUAUCGGGUUUAGCGGCGGACUCAGCGGUGUGAUCAGUGGUGGAAUUAGCGGCGCUAGCAGCGGCAGCGGCGCCAGCGGCGGAGGAGGGGGGGAAAGGAAGGUGAAGUUCGAUAUGCCAGACGCCCCGCCAUCGAUCACACCCGCGGCUACAGUCCCUCCUCCAUCCAAGCCUCGCCACUCCCGCGCACUGUCGUCCGAAGCUCCUGACCUGCUCGCGCCCAAACCUAACGCCCGCCGUGCAAGGACGACUGCCUCAGCGAUUUUCACUCGGCCAAAUCAACCAAGCGCUUCAGGCUCCGAUAGUAUCCCCCAAGACCCAUUCCGCCGGCAGCGCCACGAGUCCAUCGGGGGAGGCCUCCCUGGCGCGGGGGGGACGCGCCAGAUGCUCACUCCGGGCAGCGCCGCGGCAGCAGCCGCGCGGCAGCGGCGCAUGUCCGUCCAAUUCGCGUCAGGCUUCUCAAAACCCACGGGAUUGCAGCUGCCAGGGACGGUGGGGCAAGGGGGACCCAUGACCCCCACCGCCGCUGGCAACCCCACUACAGCAACCAAGAAAGUGCAGAAAUCUAUGAUGAUGUGUAUGGAUCCGACGUGUAACGCGUGCCCGCCGGAAAUGCAUGCAUUGAGGAACAAGAAACUCAUGGCACAGGUUAUAGACGAGUUUCCAGAGCCCCUGGCGAGGCCCACGAGGCGAGGGGGGAGAGGAGGCGGAAGGGGAGGAGGAGGGGAUGAUGAUGAUGAUAGUGAUUAUGAUUUUGAUGAUGACGAUGAUGAUGACGAUGAUGAUUAUGAGUAUGAUUAUGAUGCGGAGCAGGGGCAGCGGACGAUUGUGCGGUUCUGUGGAAUUACCUGCUUCACUUACACGUCCAAGCCGAAGCGCAAGAAGCGCAAGUCACGGUGGACCAAGGCAUGGGAGGACGUGCGGGACUUGUUCCAGCCCAUCAGCAUGCUGUGGCAGCCGUGGGGCAUCCUGAACCCGCACUCCAAGUUCAUGGCGCGGUGGAACAAGGUGUUCAUGGUGGCGUGCAUUCUGGGAUUCACUAUAGAUCCCUGGUUCCUCUUCACGCUGCAGGCUCUCAGCCAAGUGGCACCAGAACCGGCCAUGCUGUGUCUGACACUCGACUGGACGGCAGCCAUUGCCUUCACUGUGCUGCGCUCCUUUGUGGACCUCUGCUACGUGAUCCAGAUCGUUGUUCAGUUCCGCAUGGCCUACAUAGUGCCGCCCCCCACCAAUCGCAAGAACCGCUUCUUUCGCCGCUGGUGGGCCGACCGCUCCCUGCAGAGCCCAGGGGACCUCGAGUUUGACGCGCGCGUCAUUGCCAGCCGCUACCUGCGCUCCUGGUUCCUCAUUGACGUGCUGGCUGCUCUCCCUAUCCCUCAGAUAGUGAUGCUGGUGAUUGUGCCGAUGAUGGGUCGAUCAGUCCCCUCCAACACCGGUGUCGCCAUGACAGUGCUCUGCCUCGCUGCUCUCUUCGCUCAGAACGUCCCCCGGGCCAUCCGCUUCUUCCCCAUCCUCUCCGGCAACGCGCCGCACGUCACCGGGCUCGUGUUUGAGACAGCGUGGGCGAAUUUCCUCCUCAACUUUGUCUUCUACCUCAUGGCGUCUAACGUGGUCGGCAGCAUGUGGUACUUUCUCGCUGCCUCGCGCUUCACCACGUGCCUAGCGGGCCAGUGUGCCUCCCAAGGCGACGCCUGUCAGCCCGAGUACAUGUACUGCGUCGACGAAAGCGCCAUCGCCUACCAGAACGCAGCAGCAGAGGCAGCGUGGGCCACAGGCCCGGCCAGUGCGUGCCUGGUGCUGGACAAUCCGAGCAGCGACGCCCCGCCCACUCCUAUUGAUUAUGGCAUCUUCACCAACGCGGUUCCUCUGGUGGUGGAAGGGACGUUUCUCUCCAAAUACAUCUACUCCUUCUUCUGGGGCUUCCAGCAAGUGAGCACGCUAGCAGGCAACCUGCAGCCGUCUAGGUGGGAUCCCGAGGUGCUCUUUGUCAUCCUCGUUAUAGGGCUGGGGCUCGUGCUGCUCGCACUGCUUAUUGGCAACAUCUCCAACUUCUUACAAGCCCUCAGUAGAAGGUCCUUUGAGUACCAGUUGCAGCGACAUGACAUUGACUCGUGGAUGGAGAGACGCAACUUGCCCCUCAGCCUCCAAAAGCGAGUGCAGAAGCAGCAGCGGCUGCACUGGGUGGCGACGAGGGGAGUGGAGGAGGCGGAGGUGUUGGAUAAGCUUUCGGACGACAUUCAGACAGACGUGCGCCGCAGCCUCUGCCUUGAGCUGCUGCAAUGCUCGGCGCUCUUUUUCGCCAUGGAGCCGCAAGUCCUAGACGCCUUCUGUGAGAAGCUGAGGCAGCAGCUGUACAUAGAGGGCACGGUCAUUCUCAAGGAGGGGUACCCCGUGUCGCGCCUCUUCUUUGUGCUGCGCGGCCAGCUCGAGAGCUACACCACCAUCGGCGGGCGAGCGGGGUUCGUUGACAGCGUGCUGCUGGGGAAGGGGGACUUCCUGGGGGAGGAGCUUCUGGUGGAAUACCUUGAGAAGCUGUCCGAUCGGGAUAAGAGCCGGCGCACGCGCACGGGACCUGGCAUUCGCUACCUGGGACGAUCUGUCACCAUGGGUUCAAGUGCAUCGGCAUCAGCAGCAGCUCUGGGCACGCUAGCGAUCGAUGUGCUGCCAACAGCGCAGCGCACGGUGCGGUGCAUCGGACCCGUGGAGGGGUACGAGCUGGAAGCCACCGACGUCGCUGUCGUUUGCCGGCAGUUCGCCCGCAUGCUCUCCACCAGCAAGAUUCAGGCGGCUCUCAACGAGUGCUGUCACAACCGGCGCACGCACGCCGCUAGAACGAUCCAGCUCGCAUGGAGGCGACACCUCAGGAAGAAAUACGGCCUCACCAUCCAGCAGGUUAUGAGUGCCGUGAACCAGAACCGCAUGCAGCUGGUGGUGCGCAAGGCACUGGAGCUGCAGGUGGGGGGUGGCAGCGCACGCAGAGACAGCGAAUCAGGGGACUCAAGAAACAACAGCAGGCGGAUGUGA
Closterium sp. Yama58-4 is the source of this 6174-nucleotide messenger RNA. The record is from the annotation of a GenBank genome assembly. Lineage: Eukaryota; Viridiplantae; Streptophyta; Zygnematophyceae; Desmidiales; Closteriaceae.